GUUUGCAGAUGUCCAGUUUUGAAAGGGUGAAUUUUCAGUCAUCGUUGUAGAAGAUCCCACUAGGAUCUGCUGUCUGGCAGAAAGCAAGACCACAGGAACUGUAAUUCUGGACAUCACCCUAAUCCCCAAAUGCACAUUAUGAGAGCCAGCUGGGCACCGUACCACUGUAGGAUGCUUCGCCAUGCCCUAGGAAAAACCUUCCGAUUUCUGGGGUACACGGUGCAAUAUGGCUGCAUAGCACACUGUGCCUUUGAGUACCUUGGAGGAAUUGUUGUGUGUUCUGGACCUUCCAUGGAACCAACCAUUCAGAACUCUGAUAUUGUCUUUUCGGAGAGCCUCAGCCGUCACUUUUAUUGCAUUCGAAAAGGAGAUAUUGUAAUUGUGAAAAGCCCAAAUGACCCCAAAUCAAAUAUCUGUAAAAGAGUAAUUGGCUUGGAAGGGGAUAAAGUCUGCACAAGCAACCCUUCAGAUUUCCUUAAGAGUCACAGCUAUGUGCCUAAAGGACAUGUUUGGUUAGAAGGUGAUAAUCUCAGGAAUUCUACAGAUUCCAGGUGCUACGGACCCGUUCCUUAUGGGCUGAUAAGAGGACGCAUUUGUCUUAAGAUAUGGCCUCUGAAUGACUUUGGAUUUCUACGUGCAAGCCCCAAUGGCCACAGAUUUCUUGAUGAUUAAAAGACUUGAGCUACUACUGACAGUUUUCAUAGUAUUUUCUACUAAAACGAAUGGAACUAUUUUUGUUUAGAAUAAACACAAAUAUGACUUGAGAAA
Messenger RNA from Vidua macroura (Pin-tailed whydah), 768 nucleotides. RefSeq names its product inner mitochondrial membrane peptidase subunit 1 (gene IMMP1L). NCBI's taxonomy places the organism in Eukaryota, Metazoa, Chordata, Aves, Passeriformes, Viduidae. The coding region runs from base 130 to 672 and encodes 180 amino acids. Gene Ontology annotation, cellular component: mitochondrial inner membrane peptidase complex; membrane. The record is from RefSeq and is a predicted model, not a curated record. Gene Ontology annotation, molecular function: serine-type endopeptidase activity. The transcript has 6 exons.